This is a messenger RNA of Eptesicus fuscus (big brown bat), 1555 nucleotides long. RefSeq names its product ubiquitin conjugating enzyme E2 D3 (gene UBE2D3). The record is from RefSeq and is a predicted model, not a curated record. Gene Ontology annotation, biological process: protein K11-linked ubiquitination; ubiquitin-dependent protein catabolic process. The transcript is spliced from 8 exons. Bases 246 to 728 code for a protein of 160 amino acids. Gene Ontology annotation, molecular function: ubiquitin conjugating enzyme activity. Gene Ontology annotation, cellular component: nucleus. NCBI's taxonomy places the organism in Eukaryota, Metazoa, Chordata, Mammalia, Chiroptera, Vespertilionidae.
UGUGGCUGUGUCGUGCGCGUGAGCCCCGUAGGGCCGGGGAGGCACCCAGCUUCCGCGCGGGGAGGAGGCCGAGGCCGCAGCCGGAGGGAGGCCCCGGCCCCUCAGUACGCGUGGGCGCCUGUGUCUGGCAGAGCCGGUGUGAGACGAAGAGACAAGCCUUCCCUGCCGCCGGGGUAAUCAAGAGUUUGGGCCGGACCUUUGAGCACACACCGCGAUAGUGAGGAGCCAGACGCAAAGCACAGACUAUGGCGCUGAAACGGAUUAAUAAGGAACUUAGUGAUUUGGCCCGUGACCCUCCAGCACAGUGUUCUGCAGGUCCAGUUGGGGAUGAUAAGUUUUUUGUUUUGAUUUUAGUGUUUCAUUGGCAAGCCACAAUUAUGGGACCUCAUAUUUUUUUCCCACAGAAUGACAGCCCAUAUCAAGGUGGUGUAUUCUUUUUGACAAUUCAUUUUCCUACAGACUACCCCUUCAAACCACCUAAGGUUGCAUUUACAACAAGAAUUUAUCAUCCAAAUAUUAACAGUAAUGGCAGCAUUUGUCUCGAUAUUCUAAGAUCACAGUGGUCUCCUGCAUUAACUAUUUCUAAAGUUCUUUUAUCCAUUUGUUCACUGCUAUGUGAUCCAAACCCAGAUGACCCCCUAGUGCCAGAGAUUGCACGGAUCUAUAAAACAGACAGAGAUAAGUACAACAGAAUAUCUCGGGAAUGGACUCAGAAGUAUGCCAUGUGAUGCUACCUUAAAGUCAGAAUAACCUGCAUUAUAGCUGGAAUAAACUUUAAAUUACUGUUCCUUUUUUGAUUUUCUUAUCCGGCUGCUCCCCUAUCAGACCUCAUCUUUUUUAAUUUUAUUUUUUGUUUACCUCCCUCCAUUCAUUCACAUGCUCAUCUGAGAAGACUUAAGUUCUUCCAGCUUUGGACAAUAACUGCUUUUAGAAACUGUAAAGUAGUUACAAGAGAACAGUUGCCCAAGAUUCAGAAUUUUUUUAAAAAAAAUGGAGCAUGUGUAUUAUGUGGCCAAUGUCUUCACUCUAAUUUGGUUAUGAGACUAAAACCAUUCCUCACUGCUCUAACAUGCUGAAGAAAUCAUCUGAGGGGGAGGGAAAUGGAGGCUCAGUUGUCGCAUCAAAGGAAACAGCAUUAUUCUAGCAGCAUCCAUUCUUGUUUAAGCCUUCCACUGUUAGAGAUCUGAGGUUACAUGAUAUACUUUAUGCUCAUAACUGAUGUGGCUGGAGAAUUGGUAUUGAAUUUAUAGCAUCAGCAGAACAGAAAAUGUGAUGUAUUUUAUGCAUGUCAAUAAAGGAAUGACCUGUUCUUGUUCUACAGAGAAUGGAAAUUGGAAGUCAAACACCCUUUGUAUUCCAAAAUAGGGUCUCAAACAUUUUGUAAUUUUCAUUUAAAUUGUUAGGAGGCUUGGAGCUAUUAGUUAAUCUAUCUUCCAAUACACUGUUUAAUAUAGCACUGAAUAAAUGAUGCAAGUUGUCAAUGGAUGAGUGAUCAACUAAUAGCUCUGCUAGUAAUUGAUUUAUUUUUCUUCAAUAAAGUUGCAUAAACCAAUGA